AUGAGUAAGGUAGCAAAUAGCAAUGAUAAUAAAAUACGCAUUCUUUUUUGUGGAAAUAUAAAUGUUGGUAAGUCAUGUAUAAUUUAAAGGUUAAUUACCAAUAAUUUUAUAGAAAACUACACUCCUACAGUUGGAGUUGACUUUAGAUCAAUAUAUUAUUAAAUUAAUUAAACAAAGGUCUAAGUCAAUCUAUUAGAUAUUCCUGGAUAGGAUAGAUAUAAUGCAUUAACACUGUCUUAAAUAAGAAAUGUAGAUGGAGUUGUCUUUGUCUAUGAUAUUUCUGACAUGGAUUCUUUCACAGAUAUUAUAAAUUGGUAAUAAAAAAUUUAAAGUGCAGCUCAUGAAAAUACUUUUUAAACUCUUCUUGGAAAUAAAUGUGAUUUAUUAGAUAGAUAGGUGCCUUUCAAUAAAGGAUUAGAAUUUGCAGAGUCUAAAAGUAUGAAUUUCUUUGAGACCUCAGCUAAAAAUGGUAAAGAUGUAGUAAAUUCAGUUCAGAGUUUAGCUCAAAAAAUAUUUUGUGAAAGGUUGAUGAAUUAAAAUUAAUAAAAAAAUGAUGAGAAUGGCACAGUUAAGCUUUAAAAAUCGAAACUAACCUUUCUAAAUUUUUUUAAGGGUGCUUAUAAUUACUAUUGUUGA
Messenger RNA from Tetrahymena thermophila SB210, 636 nucleotides. RefSeq names its product small GTPase family Rab protein. Gene Ontology annotation, molecular function: GTP binding; GTPase activity. Lineage: Eukaryota; Ciliophora; Oligohymenophorea; Hymenostomatida; Tetrahymenidae. The record is from RefSeq and is a predicted model, not a curated record. The transcript has a single exon.